AUUUCUCAGUUCCAAACUAAACGGAUAACACAGUUACUGUUACAGUUACACUUACUUCCAACACACAUGGCCUCCAUUCCCCUCCUCUCACCACCCACCACCGCCACAAAUUCCACCGUCAGCCACCAACCCUCCUCCACCUCCACCUCCUUCUCCCACAAAUCCCACACCCUCCACCGCCGCCUCACGCGGCUCCAUGUGUCCUCCCCCACCAACAACCCCCGCACCACCUCCACCACUCCCCCCACCACCACCACCACCACCUCCGGCGAGACCAUAUUCUUCGACGGCGGUGCCCACUACGGCGACCUCGCCGCGAACCUCCUCCUCGGAUUCACCCUCCUCUGGCUCCCCCUCACCCUCGCCGCGGUGUCACGCGCCAUGUUCCUGCGCUACAGGUUCACCAACCUCCGCGUCACCGUCAUCUCGGGCCUCAGCGGCCAGGACCGCAGCGACUUCGCCUACUCCGUCAUCAAGGACGUGCAGGUCGUGCCGCGUUUUAUCGGAGAAUGGGGUGACGUUGUCAUAACGCUCAAGGAUGGAACAAAGGUCGAUCUCAGGAGUGUCCCCAAGUUCAGAGAAAUCUCCAAGUAUUGCCUCGCCAUGGCUCAGAAACCCAUCGUGUUGAACGAAAGUGGACCCAAAGGAUUUUAGGGUCCUUGGUUUGAAAUAAAACAAUAGUAAAAUGAGGGAAGACCUACACUCAUUCACUCUACCAAAAGACAAACUUAGUUUCCUUUCGCAUUCUUUCUUAUACACCUUCUCCACAGGUUUUUAUUUAUGUAUAAGUGUAUACCUAAUUCUAUACGUAUGUAAAUUUUUUAUUUUCUUCUUUUCCCCCUUUUGAGUUUUUAGUAAUGUUAAUACAAUGUGCUGAAUUUUGAUUAGUACUUUUUUUUUUUUUUCA
Molecule: messenger RNA, 907 nt
Organism: Glycine soja
Lineage: Eukaryota; Viridiplantae; Streptophyta; Magnoliopsida; Fabales; Fabaceae
Exons: 1
Coding region: 67-654 (195 amino acids)
Source: RefSeq, a predicted model, not a curated record